AUGAAUCAAAAUAUAACUAGUGGAUCCCUAAGGAGUACUGUGAACACAGGGGCUUUCGACAAUCUUGCUGAACUCUCAUUGAUCGCUCAUGCGGAAAAUGUCUGGUUUCAUGUUGAUGGCGCUUUCGGUAGCUUAAUUAUCCUGGACUCUGAACGUCGUCAUCUUGUUAAUGGCAUUCAAGGAGCUGAUUCGCUUGCCUUUGAUUGUCAUAAAUGGUUGCAUUGCCCAACGGAUGUUGGUUGUGUACUUAUCCGUGACAAAGCUUUACUUCAAUCGACCUUCUCUAUGCGUCAGUCCUAUUUACCCACAGCACAGCAAAAAAGCACAAUGGGUGAUGUCUUUUGGGAUUUUGGUCCUGAGCUCUCGCGUUCAUUUCGGGCACUAAAAGUUUGGUUUACAUUUAAAGAACAUGGAGCUAUAAAGCUGGGUAGAAAGAUGGCUGAUAAUUGUAAGCAGGCUCAAUAUUUGGUUUCAUUACUUGAAAAAUACGGAGACAUCAUUCACAUUGUGCGUCCUAUCUCAUUGAAUAUUGUCAACUUCCGCUUUGAACCUGACGAACUAAACAAAUCAGACACUGAACUGUUAGAUUGUUUCAACAGUGAACUUCUUGAGGAUAUAAAAAGAUCCGGAAUUGCUCUUUUAUCCUCAACCUAUAUCUAUAAUCGAUUUUAUAUUCGUGUGGCUAUUCUUAGUCAUCGAGUGAAUAACGAAGACUUUGAUAUUUUCGUAGAAACCAUGUUAAAUCUAUAUCGGUCUCGUACACAAAUGUUCAUCACUGGCUGCUAA
This is a messenger RNA of Rotaria socialis, 786 nucleotides long. Lineage: Eukaryota; Metazoa; Rotifera; Eurotatoria; Philodinida; Philodinidae. The record is from the annotation of a GenBank genome assembly.